Molecule: messenger RNA, 7962 nt
Organism: Knipowitschia caucasica
Lineage: Eukaryota; Metazoa; Chordata; Actinopteri; Gobiiformes; Gobiidae
Source: the annotation of a GenBank genome assembly
AUGACGCAGACGCUCCCUGUUGGGCCACAAAGGCACUCCAAAGGGACAGGCCGCUCCAAAGGGACAGGCCGCCCCAAAGGGACAGGCCGCUGCAGGGACAGGCCGCUCCAAAGGGACAGGCCGCCCCAAAGGGACAGGCCGCUCCAAAGGGACAGGCCGCUGCAGGGACAGGCCGCUCCAAAGGGACAGGCCGCUGCAGGGACAGGCCGCUCCAAAGGGACAGGCCGCUGCAGGGACAGGCCGCUGCAGGGACAGGCCGCUCCAAAGGGACAGGCCGCUGCAGGGACAGGCCGCUCCAAAGGGACAGGCCGCUGCAGGGACAGGCCGCUGCAGGGACAGGCCGCUCCAAAGGGACAGGCCGCUGAAGGGACAGGCCGCUCCAAAGGGACAGGCCGCUGCAAAGGGACAGGCCGCUCCAAAGGGACAGGCCGCUCCAAAGGGACAGGCCGCUGCAGGGACAGGCCGCUGCAGGGACAGGCCGCUGCAGGGACAGGCCGCUCCAAAGGGACAGGCCGCUGCAGGGACAGGCCGCUGCAGGAACAGGCCGCUCCAAAGGGACAGGCCGCUCCAAAGGGACAGGCCGCUGCAGGGACAGGCCGCUCCAAAGGGACAGGCCGCUCCAAAGGGACAGGCCGCUGCAGGGACAGGCCGCUGCAGGGACAGGCCGCUGCAGGGACAGGCCGCUCCAAAGGGACAGGCCGCUGCAGGGACAGGCCGCUGCAGGAACAGGCCGCUCCAAAGGGACAGGCCGCUGCAGGGACAGGCCGCUGCAGGGACAGGCCGCUCCAAAGGGACAGGCCGCUCCAGGAACAGGCCGCUCCAAAGGGACAGGCCGCUCCAAAGGGACAGGCCGCUCCAAAGGGACAGGCCGCUCCAAAGGGACAGGCCGCUGCAGGGACAGGCCGCUCCAAAGGGACAGGCCGCUCCAAAGGGACAGGCCGCUCCAAAGGGACAGGCCGCUGCAGGAACAGGCCGCUGCAGGGACAGGCCGCUGCAGGGACAGGCCGCUGCAGGGACAGGCCGCUCCAAAGGGACAGGCCGCUGCAGGGACAGGCCGCUGCAGGGACAGGCCGCUCCAAAGGGACAGGGCCGCUCCAAAGGGACAGGCCGCUGCAGGAACAGGCCGCUCCAAAGGGACAGGCCGCUCCAAAGGGACAGGCCGCUCCAGGAACAGGCCGCUCCAAAGGGACAGGCCGCUGCAGGGACAGGCCGCUGCAGGGACAGGCCGCUCCAAAGGGACAGGCCGCUCCAAAGGGACAGGCCGCUGCAGGGACAGGCCGCUGCAGGAACCAGGCCGCUGCAGGAACAGGCCUCUGCCAGGCCAGGGACAGGCCGCUGCAGGGACAGGCCGCUCCAAAGGGACAGGCCGCUCCAAAGGGACAGGCCGCUCCAAAGGGACAAGGGACAGCCGCUGCAGGGACAGGCCGCUGCAGGGACAGGCCGCUCCAAAGGGACAGGCCCGCUCCAAAGGGACAGGCCGCUCCAAAGGGACAGGGGACAGGACAGGCCGCUCCAAAGGGACAGGCCGCUCCAAAGGAACAGGCCGCUCCAAAGGGACAGGCCGCUCCAAAGGGACAGGCCGCUGCAGGAACAGGCCGCUCCAAAGGGACAGGCCGCUCCAAAGGGACAGGCCGCUCCAAAGGGACAGGCCGCUGCAGGGACAGGCCGCUGCAGGGACAGGCCGCUGCAGGGACAGGCCGCUCCAGGAACAGGCCGCUCCAAAGGGACAGGCCGCUCCAAAGGGACAGGCCGCUGCAGGAACAGGCCGCUGCAGGGACAGGCCGCUGCAGGGACAGGCCGCUGCAGGGACAGGCCGCUCCAAAGGGACAGGCCGCUGCAGGGACAGGCCGCUGCAGGGACAGGCCGCUCCAAAGGGACAGGCCGCUCCAAAGGGACAGGCCGCUGCAGGAACAGGCCGCUCCAAAGGGACAGGCCGCUCCAAAGGGACAGGCCGCUCCAGGAACAGGCCGCUCCAAAGGGACAGGCCGCUGCAGGGACAGGCCGCUGCAGGGACAGGCCGCUCCAAAGGGACAGGCCGCUCCAAAGGGACAGGCCGCUGCAGGGACAGGCCGCUGCAGGAACAGGCCGCUGCAGGAACAGGCCGCUGCAGGAACAGGCCGCUGCAGGGACAGGCCGCUGCAGGAACAGGCCGCUGCAGGGACAGGCCGCUGCAGGGACAGGCCGCUCCAAAGGGACAGGCCGCUCCAAAGGGACAGGCCGCUCCAAAGGGACAGGCCGCUGCAGGGACAGGCCGCUGCAGGGACAGGCCGCUGCAGGGACAGGCCGCUCCAAAGGGACAGGCCGCUCCAAAGGGACAGGCCGCUCCAAAGGGACAGGCCGCUGCAGGGACAGGCCGCUCCAGGAACAGGCCGCUCCAAAGGGACAGGCCGCUGCAGGGACAGGCCGCUGCAGAGACAGGCCGCUGCAGGGACAGGCCGCUGCAGAGACAGGCCGCUCCAAAGGGACAGGCCGCUGCAGGGACAGGCCGCUGCAGGGACAGGCCGCUCCAAAGGGACAGGCCGCUCCAAAGGGACAGGCCGCUGCAGGGACAGGCCGCUGCAGGAACAGGCCGCUGCAGGAACAGGCCGCUGCAGGGACAGGCCGCUGCAGGGACAGGCCGCUCCAAAGGGACAGGCCGCUCCAAAGGGACAGGCCGUUGCAGGGACAGGCCGCUGCAGAGACAGGCCGCUGCAGGGACAGGCCGCUGCAGAGACAGGCCGCUCCAAAGGGACAGGCCGCUCCAAAGGGACAGGCCGCUGCAGGGACAGGCCGCUCCAAAGGGACAGGCCGCUCCAAAGGGACAGGCCGUUGCAGGGACAGGCCGCUCCAGGAACAGGCCGCCCCAAAGGGACAGGCCGCUCCAAAGGGACAGGCCGCUCCAAAGGGACAGGCCGCUGCAGGGACAGGCCGCUCCAAAGGGACAGGCCGCUGCAGGGACAGGCCGCUGCAGAGACAGGCCGCUGCAGGGACAGGCCGCUGCAGAGACAGGCCGCUCCAAAGGGACAGGCCGCUCCAAAGGGACAGGCCGCUGCAGGGACAGGCCGCUGCAGGAACAGGCCGCUGCAGGAACAGGCCGCUGCAGGAACAGGCCGCUGCAGGGACAGGCCGCUCCAAAGGGACAGGCCGUUGCAGGAACAGGCCGCUCCAAAGGGACAGGCCGCUCCAAAGGGACAGGCCGCUGCAGGAACAGGCCGCUCCAAAGGGACAGGCCGCUCCAAAGGGACAGGCCGCUGCAGGGACAGGCCGCUGCAGGGACAGGCCGCUCCAAAGGGACAGGCCGCUCCAAAGGGACAGGCCGCUGCAGGGACAGGCCGCUGCAGGAACAGGCCGCUGCAGGGACAGGCCGCUCCAAAGGGACAGGCCGCUCCAAAGGGACAGGCCGUUGCAGGGACAGGCCGCUGCAGGGACAGGCCGCUCCAAAGGGACAGGCCGCUCCAAAGGGACAGGCCGCUCCAGGAACAGGCCGCUCCAAAGGGACAGGCCGCUGCAGGGACAGGCCGCUGCAGGGACAGGCCGCUGCAGGGACAGGCCGCUCCAAAGGGACAGGCCGCUGCAGGAACAGGCCGCUGCAGGAACAGGCCGCUCCAAAGGGACAGGCCGCUGCAGGGACAGGCCGCUCCAAAGGGACAGGCCGCUCCAAAGGGACAGGCCGUUGCAGGGACAGGCCGCUGCAGGGACAGGCCGCUCCAAAGGGACAGGCCGCUCCAAAGGGACAGGCCGUUGCAGGGACAGGCCGCUCCAGGAACAGGCCGCUCCAAAGGGACAGGCCGCUCCAAAGGGACAGGCCGCUGCAGGGACAGGCCGCUGCAGGGACAGGCCGCUGCAGGGACAGGCCGCUGCAGGGACAGGCCGCUCCAAAGGGACAGGCCGCUCCAAAGGGACAGGCCGCUGCAGGGACAGGCCGCUGCAGGGACAGGCCGCUCCAAAGGGACAGGCCGCUGCAGGGACAGGCCGCUGCAGGGACAGGCCGCUGCAGAGACAGGCCGCUGCAGAGACAGGCCGCUCCAAAGGGACAGGCCGCUCCAAAGGGACAGGCCGCUGCAGAGACAGGCCGCUGCAGGGACAGGCCGCUGCAGGGACAGGCCGCUGCAGGGACAGGCCGCUGCAGGGACAGGCCGCUCCAAAGGGACAGGCCGCUCCAAAGGGACAGGCCGCUCCAAAGGGACAGGCCGCUCCAAAGGGACAGGCCGCUGCAGGAACAGGCCGCUGCAGGGACAGGCCGCUGCAGGGACAGGCCGCUGCAGGGACAGGCCGCUGCAGGGACAGGCCGCUCCAAAGGGACAGGCCGCUGCAGGGACAGGCCGCUCCAAAGGGACAGGCCGCUGCAGGGACAGGCCGCUGCAGGGACAGGCCGCUGCAGGGACAGGCCGCUCCAAAGGGACAGGCCGCUCCAAAGGGACAGGCCGCUGCAGGGACAGGCCGCUCCAAAGGGACAGGCCGCUCCAAAGGGACAGGCCGCUGCAGGGACAGGCCGCUGCAGGAACAGGCCGCUCCAAAGGGACAGGCCGCUCCAAAGGGACAGGCCGCUGCAGGAACAGGCCGCUCCAAAGGGACAGGCCGCUCCAAAGGGACAGGCCGCUGCAGGGACAGGCCGCUGCAGGAACAGGCCGCUCCAAAGGGACAGGCCGCUCCAAAGGGACAGGCCGCUGCAGGGACAGGCCGCUCCAAAGGGACAGGCCGCUCCAAAGGGACAGGCCGCUGCAGGGACAGGCCGCUGCAGGGACAGGCCGCUGCAGGGACAGGCCGCUCCAAAGGGACAGGCCGCUGCAGGGACAGGCCGCUGCAGGAACAGGCCGCUCCAAAGGGACAGGCCGCUGCAGGGACAGGCCGCUGCAGGGACAGGCCGCUCCAAAGGGACAGGCCGCUCCAGGAACAGGCCGCUCCAAAGGGACAGGCCGCUCCAAAGGGACAGGCCGCUCCAAAGGGACAGGCCGCUCCAAAGGGACAGGCCGCUGCAGGGACAGGCCGCUCCAAAGGGACAGGCCGCUCCAAAGGGACAGGCCGCUCCAAAGGGACAGGCCGCUGCAGGAACAGGCCGCUGCAGGGACAGGCCGCUGCAGGGACAGGCCGCUGCAGGGACAGGCCGCUCCAAAGGGACAGGCCGCUGCAGGGACAGGCCGCUGCAGGGACAGGCCGCUCCAAAGGGACAGGCCGCUCCAAAGGGACAGGCCGCUGCAGGAACAGGCCGCUCCAAAGGGACAGGCCGCUCCAAAGGGACAGGCCGCUCCAGGAACAGGCCGCUCCAAAGGGACAGGCCGCUGCAGGGACAGGCCGCUGCAGGGACAGGCCGCUCCAAAGGGACAGGCCGCUCCAAAGGGACAGGCCGCUGCAGGGACAGGCCGCUGCAGGAACAGGCCGCUGCAGGAACAGGCCGCUGCAGGAACAGGCCGCUGCAGGGACAGGCCGCUGCAGGGACAGGCCGCUGCAGGAACAGGCCGCUGCAGGGACAGGCCGCUGCAGGGACAGGCCGCUCCAAAGGGACAGGCCGCUCCAAAGGGACAGGCCGCUCCAAAGGGACAGGCCGUUGCAGGGACAGGCCGCUGCAGGGACAGGCCGCUCCAGGAACAGGCCGCUGCAGGGACAGGCCGCUGCAGGGACAGGCCGCUCCAAAGGGACAGGCCGCUCCAAAGGGACAGGCCGCUCCAAAGGGACAGGCCGCUGCAGGGACAGGCCGCUGCAGGGACAGGCCGCUGCAGGGACAGGCCGCUCCAAAGGGACAGGCCGCUGAAGGGACAGGCCGCUCCAAAGGGACAGGCCGCUCCAAAGGGACAGGCCGCUCCAAAGGGACAGGCCGCUCCAAAGGAACAGGCCGCUCCAAAGGGACAGGCCGCUCCAAAGGGACAGGCCGCUGCAGGAACAGGCCGCUCCAAAGGGACAGGCCGCUCCAAAGGGACAGGCCGCUCCAAAGGGACAGGCCGCUGCAGGGACAGGCCGCUGCAGGGACAGGCCGCUGCAGGGACAGGCCGCUCCAGGAACAGGCCGCUCCAAAGGGACAGGCCGCUCCAAAGGGACAGGCCGCUGCAGGAACAGGCCGCUGCAGGGACAGGCCGCUGCAGGGACAGGCCGCUGCAGGGACAGGCCGCUCCAAAGGGACAGGCCGCUGCAGGGACAGGCCGCUGCAGGGACAGGCCGCUCCAAAGGGACAGGCCGCUCCAAAGGGACAGGCCGCUGCAGGAACAGGCCGCUCCAAAGGGACAGGCCGCUCCAAAGGGACAGGCCGCUCCAGGAACAGGCCGCUCCAAAGGGACAGGCCGCUGCAGGGACAGGCCGCUGCAGGGACAGGCCGCUGCAGGGACAGGCCGCUCCAAAGGGACAGGCCGCUCCAAAGGGACAGGCCGCUGCAGGGACAGGCCGCUGCAGGAACAGGCCGCUGCAGGAACAGGCCGCUGCAGGAACAGGCCGCUGCAGGGACAGGCCGCUGCAGGAACAGGCCGCUGCAGGGACAGGCCGCUGCAGGGACAGGCCGCUCCAAAGGGACAGGCCGCUCCAAAGGGACAGGCCGCUCCAAAGGGACAGGCCGCUGCAGGGACAGGCCGCUGCAGGGACAGGCCGCUGCAGGGACAGGCCGCUGCUCCAAAGGGACAGGCCGCUCCAAAGGGACAGGCCGCUCCAAAGGGACAGGCCGACAGGGACAGGCCGCUGCAGGGACAGGCCGCUCCAGGGAACAGGCCGCUCCAAAGGGACAGGCCGCUGCAGGGACAGGCCGCUGCAGGGACAGGCCGCUGCAGGGACAGGCCGCUGCAGGGACAGAGACAGGCCUGCAGGGACAGGCCGCUCCAAAGGGACAGGCCGCUCCAAAGGGACAGGCCGCUGCAGGGACAGGCCGCUGCAGGGACAGGCCGCUCCAAAGGGACAGGGCUGCGCCGCUGCAGAGACAGCCGCGCAAAGGGACAGGCCGCUGCAGGGACAGGCCGCUGCAGGGACAGGCCGCUCCAAAGGGACAGGCCGCUGCAGGGACAGGCCGCUGCAGGGACAGGCCGCUCCAAGGGACAGGCCGCUGCAGGGACAGGCCGCUGCAGGGAACAGGCCGCUGCAGGGACAGGCCGCUGCAGAGACCAGGCCGCUCCAAAGGACAGGCCGCUGCAGGGACAGGCCGCUGCAGAGACAGGCUGCAGGGACCCGCUGCAGGGACAGGCCGCUCCAGCAGGGGGACAGGCCGCUGCCAAAGGGACAGGCCGCUGCAGGGACAGGCCGCAAAGGGACAGGCCGCUGAGGGACAGGCCGCUGCAGGCCGCUGCAGGGACAGGCCGCUGCAGGGACAGGCCGCUCCAAAGGGACAGGCCGCUCCACAGUGGGACAGGCCGCUGCAGGGACAGGCCGCUGCAGGGACAGGCGCCUGCAAAGGGACAGGACGCAUGCAGGAACAGGCCGCUGCAGGGACAGGCCGCUCCAAAGGGACAGGCCGCUGCAGGAACAGGCCGCUGCCAAAGGGACAGGCCGCUCCAAAAGGGACAGGACAGGCCGCUGCAGGAAACAGGCGCUCCAAAGGGACAGGCCGCUCCAAAGGGACAGGCCGCUGCAGGGACAGGCCGCUGCAGGGCAGGCCGGGACAGGCCGCUCCAAAGGGACAGGCCGCUGCAGGGGGGAGGCAGACGGCGCGCGGAGGGACAGGCCGCUGCAGGGAACAGGCCGCUGCAGGGACAAGGCCGCUCCAAAGGGACAGGCCGCUCCAAAGGGACAGGCCCGACACGCUCCAAAGGGACAGGCCGCUGCAGGGACAGGCCGCUGCAGGGACAGGCCGCUCAAAGCGUGCCAAAGGGACAGGCCGCUCCAAAGGGACAGGCCGCUGCAGGGACAGGCAGGACAGGCCGCUGCAAGGGACAGGCCGCUGCAGGGACAGGCCGCUCGCAAAGGGACAGGCCGCUGCAGGAACAGGCCGCUGCAGGAACAGGCCGCUCCAAAGGGACAGGCCGCUGCAGGGACAGGCGCUUCAGGGGACAGGCCGCGCAGGACAGCCGCUGA